This is a messenger RNA of Colletotrichum orchidophilum, 762 nucleotides long. RefSeq names its product methylthioribulose-1-phosphate dehydratase. The transcript has 3 exons. The record is from RefSeq and is a predicted model, not a curated record. Gene Ontology annotation, molecular function: metal ion binding; methylthioribulose 1-phosphate dehydratase activity. Gene Ontology annotation, cellular component: cytoplasm. The coding region runs from base 1 to 762 and encodes 253 amino acids. NCBI's taxonomy places the organism in Eukaryota, Fungi, Ascomycota, Sordariomycetes, Glomerellales, Glomerellaceae.
AUGGCGUCCACAACGGAUAUUCAGAACCCCGACCAGCUCGUCACCUCAAACAACCCAGACCACCCUGCGAAUCUCAUCCCAUCGCUGUGCGCAAAGUUCUGGACACUAGGCUGGGUCACCGGCACGGGCGGUGGCUGCUCUAUCCGAGAUGACGACCUCGUCUACAUCGCCCCCUCGGGCGUCCAAAAGGAACUCAUGAAGGCCCAGGACAUCUACGUCCUCUCCCUCGCCGCCCAAGAAGCGUCCCUCAAGAACCGCGUCUACCUUCGCUCCCCGCCCACCUACAAGCCCUCCCAGUGCACUCCCCUCUUCCUCGCCGCCUUCACCCGCCGCGGCGCCGGCUGCUGCAUCCACACGCACUCCCACUGGGCCGUCCUCGUCACCCUGAUCCUCGAGGGCCGCGGAGCCGGCAACGACAAGCUCUUUGAGAUCAACAACAUCGAGCAGAUCAAGGGCUUCGGCAAGGGCUUCCAGAAGCAGGGCAACCUCGGGUACCAUGACACCCUGCGGAUCCCCGUCAUCGAGAACACGGCCCACGAGGAGGACCUGACCGAAUUCCUGGAGGAGGCCAUGGACAAGUACCCCGACACCUACGCCGUGCUGGUACGGAGACACGGCGUCUACGUUUGGGGGGACAACGUCCACAAGGCCAAGACGCAGUGUGAGAGCUUGGAUUAUCUCUUCCAAUUGGCCGUUGAGAUGAAACAGUUGGGCAUCCCCUGGAUCAGCGACAUUCCAGUGACUGUUCCUACCAAGUCCUGA